CCAACGCCGCCGAGUCACACGCCUCUUUUGAGUCCACAACUGCUCCUCCUCUGCCCCCUUCUCCCAAUCUCUUCUUCUCCUCCCGUUUCAAGCCGCUCUACCCCCCUUUCGCCGGAACAGCGCAGCCAGCCGAUGGAGAUCGACGCGGCGGUCCGGGCAAGCAGCGACGGCCGGCUGCGCACCAAGUACGGCAGCGCCGUCUACGUCGUCCAGCGAGCCUUCGCGCUCUACCCGUUUGAGGAAAUUGCUUUCAGCUUUAAUGGUGGGAAGGAUUCAACCGUACUCUUACAUUUACUUCGGGCUGGUUACUAUCUUCACAAAACAAGUUCUGGUGACGGAGCCCAAACCGAUACGAUUCAAAACUGUCCUCUGCGUACCAUCUAUUUCGAGACCCCUUGUGCUUUUCCUGAAAUCAACUCAUUCACUUAUGAAACAGUCUCAACUUAUGGUUUGCCACUGGAAACUAUCCGGUCAGAUUUCAAGUCUGGCCUAGAAGGCCUAUUGAAGGAGAAGCCUACUAAAGCCAUUUUCAUUGGCACUAGAAUUGGAGAUCCAAAUGCGGUUGGUCAAGAACAGUUCUCUCCUAGUUCCCCUGGCUGGCCUCCUUUUAUGAGGGUGAACCCUAUCUUGGAUUGGUCAUACAGGGAUGUCUGGUCUUUCCUCUUAACCUGUAAGGUCAAAUACUGCAGCCUUUACGAUGAGGGGUAUACGUCCAUUGGGAGCAUAUAUGAUACUGUUCCAAAUGCACUUCUUAGUGAUUCAUCAACUGGGAAAAGCUUUAGACCAGCAUACAUGCUAUCAGAUGGAAGGCUUGAAAGAGCUGGGAGAAUGAAGAAGACUAGUAGUAAAACGGGAACUAAUUCUGUUGCAAGCAAUGGCAUGAACAAUGCUGAGGGAGAACAAAUGAUCUCACGCUCAGCUUCAAUUAUUGUAGUUGGAGAUGAAAUUUUGUUUGGAGCAGUUGAGGAUGAAUUUGGUGCAGCCUUGUGCAAGAAGCUUAAUGAAAUUGGCUGGCGAGUUUCUCAUGUAGCAGUUGUUCACAAUGAAAUCGAUUCUGUUGCUGAGGAAGUCGGACGAUGUAAAUCUACUGAUGACACGGUAUUUCUUUUGGGCGGGCUUGGGCCUCUACAUUCAGACGUUUCAUUGGCUGGUGUUGCAAAAGCAUUUGGAGUGCGUCUGGCUCCUGAUGAAGAGUUUGAGGAGCAUCUUAGUCAACUCAUAGGAAACAGUUACACUGGUGACCGGAAUGAGAUGGCUCUGUUGCCAGAAGGAAUUACUGAACUAUUACAUCACAAAACACUCCCGUUGCCAUUGAUCAAAUGCAAGAAUGUGAUCGUUCUUGCUGCAACUAAUGUUGAUGAACUGGCCAUGGAGUGGAAUUGUCUUCUGGAUACCCAAGAGAGCGGUUUAGUGAGGGCAAAACCUUUUGUGUCAAAGCAUCUCAGGACUUUGCUCCCAGAUGUUAAAAUUGCCCCGGUGGUUGCAAAACUAUGCCUAGAGUUUUCUGAUGUUUACAUAGGGUCUCAUCGGAUCUCUAGAACUGGGCCUUUGGUUGUGAGUCUUGUUGGAAAGGAUAAUCAGAGGGUAGAGGGGGCUGCAGAGAAACUGGCAAGUAGCUUUGAAGGACAAUUUUCCCAAGUGGACAGUUGCAAAUAAACUGUCAGGGUAUUCACACUUCCACAUUCCUCCCAUAUUCUUUCUGCUGGAAGUUCUGAAAUUGUGCAGAUCUAAUGGUGCAUUGUGGUGCUCGGAGGCCUUAAUCCAGUCGCCGGAAUAAACCACCUACUUACCUCUCUGAAGCUCCAGAUAUUAUUUAGGAAACAUACAAAUUUUGUUCCAGAAGUUUAGAAGUGAAGGGGACGAUGGCUCCAGCCACUGUAACGAUGUUAGCUUUGCAUGGGCUAUUUUGAGCGGGAUAAGAGAUCGCAAUUAUUCCGUGGAAAAUUAAUUCAAUGAUUAUAGCGCAGUUGUGUUAUCUGAUUCUUUUGUAAGCCAGAUGUUAAUUAUGUUAAAGCAUCUCUAAAGAAUAUAUGUGGUAUUAUGUCAAAGCAGAAGAAGGCUACACAUUACACGUA
This is a messenger RNA of Brachypodium distachyon (stiff brome), 2075 nucleotides long. RefSeq names its product FAD synthase. The transcript has 16 exons. Gene Ontology annotation, molecular function: FMN adenylyltransferase activity. NCBI's taxonomy places the organism in Eukaryota, Viridiplantae, Streptophyta, Magnoliopsida, Poales, Poaceae. Bases 133 to 1656 code for a protein of 507 amino acids. The record is from RefSeq and is a predicted model, not a curated record. Gene Ontology annotation, biological process: FAD biosynthetic process.